CUUUGAAUUUCAGCAAAGCAGCAACGGUUGGCUGAGAAUGAGAGACCUUCUCAUCCUCCGCUACUCUUUCUCCGUCGUUGUCAGCCACAACCAACCACAUCUCUCUAAACCCAAACUAAAAUCCUCUCUUACUAAUCUAUCUAUCUCGUCUGCUCCGCCAUCACCACUUCCCACCGUCGAUUCUCGCUCUCCUCUUCACUCCACUGUCAGUCGGGACUGCAAACUCCGCCUGCCGUACUAUGCCGACCUUGCUUCCAACCUUGCCAGGGACGGACGUCUCCACGAUUUUGCAGUGAUCGUAGAAAGUGUCAUUGUCUCUUGCGGCACCGCUUCUGAUUUACUCUCUGCAUUGAAUUUUGAGCUUGUGGCAAAGGGCGUUUCGCAGAACCUUCGAGAUGGUAAAUUUGAUAGUGUUAUUGAUGUUUUAAGGAGAGUUGGGAAGCUCGGAGUUGCUCCUUCGAAGCUGUUAGACAGAGUGGGUUUAAAGUUGGUGAGAGAAGAGUGCCAACGGAGUGUGAAUUUCGGUGAGGCGGACAAAGUUGUCGAUUUCAUGGAGAUUAUUGCAGAUGAUAUCUCAGUCAAUGAAUUGGUAGACCCAUCUGCGGUUUUAAAAAUUUGUGUUGCUAGACGUAAUUCGAAUUUGGCAGUAAGGUAUGCAUGUACUCUUCCACAUAAGCAUAUUAUAUUCUGUAGCAUCAUAUCUGAAUUUGGAAAGAAAGGAGACUUGGUUUCUGCUUUGACGGCAUUUGAAGCAUCUAAGGAAAACUUGGGUACUCCUAAUAUGUAUGUAUUCCGCUCGAUAAUUGAUACUUGUGGUCUUUGUGGCGACUUUAUGAGAGCUAGGUGCAUUUAUCAGGACUUGAUCAAACAGAAGAUCACCCCAAAUAUUUAUGUCUUCAACAGUCUGAUGAAUGUGAAUGCCCAUGACUGGAGCUACACAUUUCAUUUAUACAAGAACAUGCAAAAUCUUGGUGUCACAGCAGAUAUGGCAACUUAUAAUAUCCUUUUAAAGGCAUGUUGUCUUGCUGGAAGAGUUGAUUUGGCUCAGGACAUUUAUAGGGACGUAAAAAGAAUGGAAUCAUCAGGUUCAUUGAAAUUGGAUAUCUUCACUUACAGCACAGUCAUAAAGGUAUUUGCGGAUGCAAAAUUAUGGCAAAUGGCACUACAGGUUAAGGAAGAUAUGCUAACAGCUGGCGCUGCCCCUAAUUUGUAUACAUGGUCAGCAUUGAUCAGUGCCUGUGCUAAUGCAGGCCGUGUAGAUCGGGCGAUUCAAUUAUUUGAAGAGAUGCUUCUGGCUGGAUGUGAACCUAAUUCUCAAUGUUGCAAUAUUCUUUUACAUGCUUGUGUAGAGGCUUGUCAGUAUGAUAGGGCUUUUCGUCUUUUCAAGGCUUGGAAGGGAAGUGAAUUUCAACAUAUCACUGCUGAAGAUUACAAAGAUAGUACAGAAAGCAGUUCAAGUAGGGCGCACUUGCCUAAACAUUGCAGAACUAAUGUGCCCAAUUCAAAUCAUUUGAGCUUUAUUAGGAGAUUCCCUUUCAAACCUACAUCGACAACUUAUAAUAUAUUGAUGAAGGCCUGUGGUACAGAUUAUUGUCGUGCAACAGCUUUGAUGGAUGAAAUGAAGACAGCAGGUCUUUCACCUAGUCAUAGAACCUGGACGAUUUUGAUUGGUUCACAUGGAUCCUUGGGUGAUGUUGAAGGUGCAUUACAGAUAUUGAAGAACAUGCGCACAGCUGGAAUUGAACCUGACGUUGUCGCAUACACGACAACCAUCAAGGUCUGUGUGGAAAACAAAAAUUUGAACCAAGCAUUUUCGUUAUUUGAAGAAAUGAAAGGAUAUCGAAUACAACCAAAUCUGGUUACGUACAAUACCCUUUUAAGAGCUCGCAGCAGAUAUGGCUCCUUGAAAGAAGUACAACAAUGCCUGGCUAUAUAUCAGGAUAUGCGGAAAGCAGGAUUCAAAUCUAAUGAUUACUACCUCAAGGAACUGAUUGAGGAGUGGUGUGAGGGAGUAAUACAGGACAACAACAGGAACCAAGGAGAAUUAGCUUCCUGUAAAAUAACUAACUUGAGGAGGUCUCAUGGUGUACUUCUGGAAUCAGUCGCAGCACACUUGCAAAAGAGCAAUAGCAAGAGUGUCAUGGUUGACAUUCAGGGCCUUACGAAGGUUGAAGCUCGGAUUCUUGUUCUUGCAGUUUUGCGAAUGAUCAAAGAGAACUAUUCCCAAGGAAAUUUGGUCCCGGAUGACAUAUGGAUUAUCAUAGGAAUCAAUAAUGUAGCUGCAGAGCCAGCUAGAUAUGAUACUGAAGUGAAGGAAGAAAUAAGUAAACUUUUGCGGAACGAAUUAGGGCUUGAGGUUCUUUUGUCAGGAUCUAGAAUUGCAGUCGAUGAACAAAUGGAUAUGCAAAGCCCUCUUGAUUCAGAUCAAAAAUUGGGGGAGAUGUUAGGGGUCAAGACGUUUCCUGCAGAGUUGGAAAGUUCUUCCAGGCGACCCAUAGAUCUGCUGCGAUUAAAGGUGACGAAGAAAUCAUUAUACCGUUGGUUGCAAAAGAGGCAGAAGGGUAUGUCCUUGCACUAUCGAUUCAAGAAAGGAUUAAGUACCUUUAGAGCAUAAUAAUUCUCUGUAUAGAAACAAUAAUUUUGUAUUUUGAUCAUUCCCUGUUAAUUGUCGUAUAAUCCUGUAAGCAAUUGGUGUAUACUAACACCAAGUCUAGCAAAUGCAAUGCAGGCACUUCUAGAGGUUUUCUGUU
Molecule: messenger RNA, 2750 nt
Organism: Tripterygium wilfordii
Lineage: Eukaryota; Viridiplantae; Streptophyta; Magnoliopsida; Celastrales; Celastraceae
Product: pentatricopeptide repeat-containing protein At5g02830, chloroplastic
Exons: 12
Coding region: 38-2614 (858 amino acids)
Molecular function (GO): protein binding
Source: RefSeq, a predicted model, not a curated record